AUGGCGUACGGAGGUGGUUCUAGUGGAAAACUUCCAAGUGAUGAUAUUGGUUGGAAAUUUGGAAUUCCACUAGAAAAUAAUAGGCAUAAAAUUAUGUGUAAAUUUUGUGGAAAAGAGCUAAAUGGUGGUAUAACUAGGUUGAAGCAACAUUUGGCCCAUAGGAAAGGUCAAGUCGCACCUUGUGCUAAUGUCAGUGGUGCAGUUCGAACACUAAUGACGAAUCAUUUGAAUAAUUAUAAGGGCAAAAAGCUUGACAAAAGGAAGAUGAAUAAGGAAUUGACAGAACAAAUUAGAGCCAGUCAGUGUGAUGAUGAUGAAAAUGAUGAUGAGGAUUUAGAAAUGGUUAUGGCCCGACAAAAUAGGGCUAGUGAUAUUGAGGUUGCACCUUCUCUUGGUUUUGCUCGGACCAAAGGCAACAAACAAUCCAAACUCUCCUCUAGAUUCUUGAAAGAAGCAAAAAAAAAAUUAGGAAGAGCAGUUAGCCAGUUUGUAUUGUUCACUCCAGUGCCUACUAAUAUUGUUAAUUCUAAAUGGCUAAAACCAAUGUUGGAUACUGCAAGAGAGGUUGGAAAAGGAACAAAGCUACCUACUUCUUAUGAAGUAACUGAAGUGUAUUUACCAAUGGAGUAUGAAGCUUUACUAAAUUGGAUAAAAUCUCAUAAACCUAGUUGGGCUGAGAGAGGUGUUACAAUUAUGUGUGAUGGAUGGUCUGGGCCCACAAGAAAGCACAUUGUUAAUUUUCUUAUGUGUAGCAAUGGUGGAACAAUUUUUCAGAAGCCUAUGGAUGUAACUAAUGUAUCUAGUAGGACAGCUAAUUAUUACUUGGGCCUCAUGGACAAGGUAGUGGAUGAAAUUGGAGAAGAAUAUGUUGUGUAA
Messenger RNA from Camellia sinensis, 876 nucleotides. The record is from RefSeq and is a predicted model, not a curated record. NCBI's taxonomy places the organism in Eukaryota, Viridiplantae, Streptophyta, Magnoliopsida, Ericales, Theaceae.